AUGGAUGUUUACGCAACGAGUUGGAACUCAUCCAUUCUGGUGAACGACUUUAACGGGGACAAAGCGAACCCGGAGUUGGCAGAUGGUAAAUAUAAACGUUUCAUUGAGAUCCAAGAAAACAAGAAAGAAAAAGCCCUCAAUAUGGAGAACGUUAAAAAACUAACCGGUUACGAUCCAGUCCGUGCGAGAAAUCUCUAUGAGAACGGUUCCAACUUUGUCAUCAAAGCAUUGCUGUUUUUGUCCGUGAAUGAUCUACCUGUCAUCUUAGAAGUCGAUAAUGGUACAUGGAGACGGAUCAACAUAAUUGCGCUUACAAGCACUUUCGUUACAGAUCCGGCAUUAUGCGAUCCUGACAAGCAUAUCUAUCUUGCGGACGAGGGAGCCAAACGAAACCGAGGGUUUCAAGCACCGUACUUCAUGUCCAUUCUAAUCAAAUAUUACAAAUUGUAUAAGGAAGAAGGAAUCCAGACGCCGCAAUCCAUACUCGAUGAUACGAUCAAGUACAAGAGAAAUAACGACAUCUAUCAGACGUUUUUUGAUGAUUGCUGUCUCCAUGCACCUGAAAACAAGAUUCUAGUGGAGGAUAUCCACAAAGAAUGUAUCGAGUGGGCCAAACGGCAACAAAAUAAGAACAUACGCAUUAACCGAAACGAUAUGUUGAAAUGGUUACAAAACUAUGCUAGAUCACAAGAUGAUAUAACUUACAACAAGUGUCUUCGAGUUACAAAAUAUGUAGACGGUAAAGGGAUGUCGAAAGUUUCCACCGGAUUCCAAGGUAUCAAAUUGAACCGAUAUGAGAUGCUUCCGCAACAAUCGUAUUCAGUAUGUGAAGACUCGGCGGAUGAGUAA
This is a messenger RNA of Fimicolochytrium jonesii, 849 nucleotides long. RefSeq lists its product as uncharacterized. Bases 1 to 849 code for a protein of 282 amino acids. The transcript has a single exon. NCBI's taxonomy places the organism in Eukaryota, Fungi, Chytridiomycota, Chytridiomycetes, Spizellomycetales, Powellomycetaceae. The record is from RefSeq and is a predicted model, not a curated record.